This is a messenger RNA of Cydia pomonella (codling moth), 2285 nucleotides long. Its product is annotated as proton-coupled amino acid transporter-like protein pathetic. Bases 300 to 1685 code for a protein of 461 amino acids. The record is from RefSeq and is a predicted model, not a curated record. Gene Ontology annotation, cellular component: vacuolar membrane. NCBI's taxonomy places the organism in Eukaryota, Metazoa, Arthropoda, Insecta, Lepidoptera, Tortricidae. The transcript has 6 exons. Gene Ontology annotation, molecular function: amino acid transmembrane transporter activity. Gene Ontology annotation, biological process: amino acid transmembrane transport.
CAUUUUAUUGACUGUGACGAGAGAAGUCAAGACGGACUGACGUUAUCGGUUUUCGUCAUAAUUCAUAAUACGCACGCUCGUCCUCCAAUUUGUACGGAUGAUCAAAUGUUAAUCAAUUUAAAUAAGUUACGCGGAUAAUAACUGCACAAAGUAUUCAAACUCGAUUAAUUAUAUGCAAAUUCAUUCAUUAAAUCGAUUGUUUAAAUUGGUUCUUCAUGCCGUGAAAAUAACAUCGUAGUGGUCGCGCAAAAUAUUCUAAUGGAAAUUAGCUAUUAAAAAGUUUUUGAAACUUAAUUAUAAUGAGUGAUGAAAAACAACCGCUACUUACGGGGCCCAGUAUUGCUCUUGAGCAUGCAGAGGUGCAGAGGGAAGCCGUGGAGUUGUCCAGUGAUGCAAUUAUACCGAUCAAAGAUGACAAACCGAAGUCUGACUACUGCCCGGCCUCGGAGAGGCACCUGGAGCACCCGACCUCCAAUUUCGACACGAUGAUUCAUUUGCUGAAAGGGAAUAUUGGCACCGGAAUUCUGGCUAUGCCUGAUGCCUUCAAAAAUGCGGGCUUAUUGUUUGGCGUAUUCGGCACGCUGUUCAUGGGCGCGGUAUGCACGCAUUGCAUGCACAUGUUAGUGCGGUGCUCGCACGAGCUAUGCAUCAGGAACCAGCGGCCGGCUCUCAGCUUCUCCGAGGUUGUUGAAGACGCCUUCACGUCCGGGCCGGUGCCGUUGAGGCCGUACGCUAAGAAAAUGAAAAACGUGAUCAACGUGUUCCUCGUCAUAACGCAACUCGGAUUCUGCUGCGUCUACUUCCUAUUCGUCGCCACCAACUUACAAGACACACUUCGCUUCUUCCACAUCAACUUAAGCGUUCACAGCUAUCUUGUCCUCCUCUUUCCACCUAUAGUAGCCCUUGCUAUGGUGAAAAACCUGAAGUAUUUGACCCCAGUAUCGCUGAUAGCGUCUAUAAUGACCGCUUGGGGGCUGAUGAUAACGUUCUACUACAUAUUGCAAGACUUGCCGAGGACGAAUUCUGUGAAAUCGUUCGCGAGCUGGCAUCAGCUGCCGCUGUAUUUCGGGACUGCUAUUUAUGCGUUUGAGGGGAUUGGGGUGGUUCUACCGCUCGAGAACAACAUGAAGACGCCCGAAGACUUCGGCGGUUGGAACGGCGUCCUCAAUACCGGCAUGGUGAUAGUCGCUGCCCUGUAUACUGCUAUUGGCUUCUUUGGCUACCUGAAGUAUGGAGAACACGUGCUUGGAAGCAUCACGCUCAACUUGCCAAACGACUUUUUAGCACAAAGCGUCCGCGCAGUGAUGGCGGCGUCCAUAUUCCUUUCCUACGGGCUGCAGUUCUACGUGCCCAUGGGCAUCGUGUGGCCCGUCGUCAAAUCGCGACUGACAUCCGAAAAUGCACUAAAACACGGCGAAUCCGUCACGAGACUCGUAUUGAUCACGAUCACUUUCGUGGCCGCCGCCAUUAUCCCCAACUUGAGCGGUAUCAUUUCCCUAGUGGGCGCCGUCAGCAGCUCCGCGCUGGCGCUCAUCUUCCCGCCCAUCAUCGAGAUCAUGACCUUCUGGCCCGACAACCUCGGCAAGCACAACUGGAUGCUGUACAAGGACCUCCUGCUGAUAUUGUUUGGGUUGACCGGCUUCGUAUUUGGCACGUAUGCUAGCGUGAGCAAUAUUUUGCAUUGAGGUGAUAAAGAUGGAAGGAAAGCUAAGUUUGAUAGAUAAUGUAUUUAACGUUUUUUGUGUCAAAGACGUGAAAUGAGCAGUAUUGCCUAUUUGCUUCAUGUCACUCGAAUUAUGUAUAUGCAGUAGAUGUUAUCUAAUAUCUAUCUUCGCGGUAAUUAUUACUGUUUCUCAAAAGCUUGAACUUGUAAUAUGGUUCUAAGUUUUUAAAUGAUUAAAUAUAUUGUAAUAAAAUUUUCAUGAAUGUGGCCAUAUCAUAGAACAACUGGUUUGUAAAAUGGCCCAUGAAAUACUGUCGAGGUUUUUAAAUCACCAGGUAUUAUGGCGUCAUUUCACGAUUAGUACAAUUUCAAGCUUUACACUCGGCAGCUGGACAACCUUUACUUGUUGCCGCGUCUAAUUUGAACCUACGACUUUGACACAAAACGACAAGGCGGAAUUAUGAAGGAAUUUUACCAAAUAAGAAUGCACAUUAAGUGGUUGGUAAGCUUACUAUAAUCAGGGGGCUUUUUUGGUAUUCGCUUCACGUAGCGUUCAAUAGGUUCGUUUGACCUAAACCAUUGAACACUGCCCUCUUAAACAAUUUUUUUCGAGCUUGGCAUA